Molecule: messenger RNA, 864 nt
Organism: Botrytis porri
Lineage: Eukaryota; Fungi; Ascomycota; Leotiomycetes; Helotiales; Sclerotiniaceae
Exons: 2
Coding region: 1-405 (134 amino acids)
Source: RefSeq, a predicted model, not a curated record
AUGCAUUCCAUCCUAGCACGUUCUCUCGCUCUCUUGAGUGUUUCCACCUACUUUUCCACAGUAUCAAUAUUGCCACAAACAUCUCCCGAUCUUCAAAAUGCCUUGGGAUAUAAUAUCGCAGAAGCAACUUUCUCUCCUUCUACAGUAAUAGAUUCCAAGACUUCCCUAGCAACAUCUGUUUCUACAAUUCCUUCCGAUAAAUCAUCGUCCACAAUUCCACUCAACCAACGCAGAAACACCGACACGGAACACAAAAAGAAACUUCCCCCACGCAAUCUCGGUCCAUUUGGUCAAGAAGGAUUCAACCUCGCUACAUAUCUAGAUACCGAUCUCAGCAACACCGUUGUCGCAGUGACUUCUCAAAUUCUCGCUCCAGUGCCUUCAAUUACUUCUGACCCGAGCUAGAGCGAAAAAUUCCUCAUUCCCACAACCACCAUAACUGUUCCCGCUUCUACGAUUUAUUACACCGAAGCCACAGUAACGAUUACCCAAACAACCAUUACAAUUACCGCCAGGGGAAUUGGUACAUUUGCAACCCAUUCUCCCAUUUCCCAAUUACAAGAAAAUAAAGUAUCAGCACCACCGCAAACAUUCCACACAAUUACUACCGAUAGGGCGUCUACACGCGCUUCUUCGAUUCCUGGUCAAAGAGAAGGAAAACGUGGGCUUGAAGAAGAGAAAAAGGCGUGUGAAGCGCUGGGGGAAGAGGAAGUGCUGGGUUGUUUAGAAGCGGAGGGAUUGUUGGUGCCGUGGACGACGAGGAUGGAGGUGCUGGAGGGAAAGACGAUGGUGAUGGUGGAGGUUAGUGUGGGGACGGGGUGGGGAAGGAGGGCAAUGGAGGCGAGGGCUACGGGGAGGGGGUAG